AUGGAAUCAUUAGAUAAAGAUUUGGACAUUAAAACCCCAAAAAAUUCAAUAGAUGAGGAUUUUAUUAGAUUAGUACAUACUCCGCCAAGUAUCAGCAGACAAAAAACGAAAUUUUUAAAAAGUUUAUCUGGUAAUAGAUUACCAAAAUCAAAAUCGCCAAAGGAAUUAUUAAAUUUUGAACACACAUCAUCAUCAUCAUCAUCAUCUAACUUCUUUCUUAAUAGGGUCGAUAGUCCGGUAACAAAUAAAGUAUUUCAUUAUUUGAAAAAUAGUAAUGGCAUUGACAGUAACAACAAUUUUACAACUUACGAUGAUAACACUAAAUCUUGUUGUACAAAAAAAAAUGAACCGACUAAUUUAAGUAAUAAAAGGAAAAUUAAUUUGCCUACACCAUUAAAUUUAGACGAAUUAACACCACCGCCAUCUAACAGUAAAAACCUUUUGGUGAAUUACGAACCAAUAUAUCCUGGAAAACUAGAUCUGCCCCUAUCGUUCUCCAAAAAAGCUCAAAAUCAAAAUACUCCAAUACUUCACCAUUCAAGAUUUUCAUCCGAAAGAUUAACCUCGGUAAAGCAUCCAAGGAGGAAUUUAGCACGUGAAUUAGGAAUACAGAACGGCAAUGUUGUAAGAAAAGGAAAUAAUGCGCAUGAUAAGGGUAUGUAUAUUGAUAAUUAUGCCAAUAAAUACGAUAUAUCAAUGUUUGAUGAAAAGGAAGUUAUAGCAUAUACAGAAAAGUUGAAUAAAAAUAUUUCAAGGCACGCUAGCGAAAAAACAAAAAAUUACACUAUGAAUAUGUGUUGUAUUUGUAAAGAGCCCCUAAAUAUUUUGCUAUCAGGUGAAAAACCUAUUGAAUUAGAAUGUGGUCAUCAGGCACAUUACAAUUGUUUAUUUACCGUGGCACAAUCAAAAUUUUCCCAAUAUCACCAUGCUGAAAGGGAAGCAGAUGAAUGUUUUGUAACUUGCUCCAUUUGUUUGGAUAAAACCUUUGCUUCUGAUCAAAAUGUAAGAAAUGAAUUAUUUAUCAAGAUUCUAGGAACUGAAAACUCCUUUUAUCGGGAUAAUGAAAUUGCAGAACAAAAGAAGCACAUUAAAACACCACCAGAAGAGGAUCAAGACUCUUUAUUCACUCAAUUGAGUAAUUUUCAUUUCAGCAAUAACAACCAUAGCGAUGAAAAGACCUUUACAAGUGACUCCUUAAUUUUAAAUAAUAAUGUUGCUUUGCUACCUAGUACACCCGUAUUACAAUUAAUAAAAACGCCUUUAGUAAAAUCAGAUGGGUUUUUGAAAACACCUGUCAAACUGCAAAAUAAAAUGGUUAAGACAGGAUAUAACUUUGAAAUCAACUUCAAACCUGUUGUACAUGUAAUACCAAUGGUUUCCAAAUUAAAGAUUUCCAGAAAUAUCAAUGAGGACUUAUCCAAAUGUGUUGUAUCUUAUGUGUUAAACGUUUUUCUACCUAAUAACGAUGGCAGCAAGAGUACUGCUGAAUCUAUUACAGAUGGGGUAGAUGGGACAGAUGAAGAAACCAUAAAAUUGCAUAUAAGUAAUAAGAUUAUUGAAAAUUGGAAUUUGGCCGUCAAAAAAUCUUGGGGAGAAAAGAUCCAUAUGUUUGAUAUUAUGGACGUCAAUAUUUCCGAUAAUUGGGAGGAAAAUACAAUUGUAAUACUUUUUGAUAACUUCCUUACACUUUUGAAAUUAAAUAAUUUUGAAAAUAUAGGGAAAAUCCCAAUAAAUGAAAUUUCAAGAAUAACCUUUUUGGAGGAUGAGAAUACCAUUAUAAUAGAUUUAAAAAGUUCCUCAACCCCAGAAAUUUUAUUAAAACACGAAUUUGCUGGAAUUAUUGUAAAAAAAUGGGCAAUAUAUUUACAGGAACUUGUGUACAAUGCGCACUUGGAAACAGCAAAGGAUAGUCGUGGUGGUUUUAACUUUAAGGUUCCGUUGAUUGAAAUGACUACAAAUUGUCUAGAUAUUUUAGAUCCACAAAUAGUAGAUGCAUUCCCACAAGGAAUCCGAACCGUACUUGAGGACUAUCCCAAUAACGACGUUUGGUACGACUUUGCCAAUAAAUUUGGAGGUCAUAAGAAAGUACGCAAGGUUUUGUGUCUAAGUGUUUUAAAUCGUGGUAGUCCAAGCAAAAAUCUGGAACUUGAAAAAAACUUACAAAAACUGGUUAGGGUUACCCUUGAAAACUUGAAUGAACAAGAUGAAUUAGGAAUAGUGAUCAUUGGGAAAAAUGGUUCUGGUCAGCCAUCUACUCAAGGUACUUUUCUUGGUUUGGUCAGUAAAAAAUGGGGUGGUUGGGAUGACUUUAUUAUAUCCAUUAAGGUGAUAAAUGAUCAACAUAAUUUGCUAUUGAAUUCUCAUGAAGCAGAGCUGGAAUCUAUGGUUGAUACAUGUCACAAAUUACUGUUAUUCAGUGGUAUUUGCCAAGAAGAUAGUGACAGUAACAGAAACUCUGCGGGUUUAUUAGACGAUUGUGAUACUUUUUCAAAGGAUAUUUGCAUAGUUAUUAAUGGGAAUUCGAAUUUUGAUUAUACAGAUGGAAUAAAAAGCAAAAACUUGACUAGAAAAGUUACGCAAAUUUUUAAUGAAUAUGGAUUUAAUAUCACACAAUAUAGUUUGUUCGAUAGCUGCUUAAAUUUGAAUAAAUUUAUGGAAGAUAUCGGACCAUUAAAUGCUAGAUUUAAAUCCUAUAAUUUUGAAAGUUUUAAUGAAUUGAUACGCAUGGUGUCUAGUAGAGGCGGAAAGUCAACUACUUCCUGUAUUAGCGAUAUACAGCUGGGAAUUCAGGCCAAAGGUCCUAAUGUUAAAAUAUUAAGUAUUGAAAAUUCAUAUAGUCAUAAGGUAAAUAUCAAUAGUGGGUUUUUCAAGAUUGAUGUUGGUAACUUAGAAGUUGGUGAGUUUAGAAACUAUUUGUUAGACGUUGUAUAUGAAUAUAAUAACCAUGGAAGCGCAUACGAUGAAGUGGCAUACAUGGAAAAGUCUUUAAUCAAUGUGACACCGGAAUGGGAACUUGAUCAUAGCAAAAUCGCAGGUGAAACCUAUGACUCUAUUGCAAUUAGUUUCGCCACAAACGUUUUUACGUAUACAUCCUAUACGGAGGAUGAGGUGGAGGAGAAAGGUUAUAAUAGAACUGCGAGACGCGAAGGUGAAGAUGAUUUCUAUACCAACUUGAUUUUAGCUGCACCUCUAACCUCUUCUACAGAUUCCAUGUAUGUUUUAAGACAAAUAGAGUUGAUGGUGGUGGAACUAUUGGAAAAGAAGUUGAACAAUUUCAAUGACCUGGCAACUUUAGAAGAUGAUCUUAAACAAACGAUCUCUAUUAUUUUUGGUAAAGCUAGAAAUUGUAUUUGUGGCUUGACCAGUUUCUAUAAAGAAUUGGGACAAGGCAACAAAUUUUUUAGACUAGAUGACAGAGAUAAGAAUAGAAAUAUUACAUUAAAGUAUGUUGAGUUGUUAUCGGACGAAAUGGACAGUAUUAUAAAUAGUUGGAAACAACAAAACAGGAGAACCACGUUGUUUAAAAUGAAAAAACUAUUGGAUUCUUUAAAGUUUCAAACAAAGUUUGCAGAGUUAAACUUUUAUGGGUUGAAAUCAGACUGA
This is a messenger RNA of Saccharomycodes ludwigii, 3603 nucleotides long. It is a transcript of the gene FAR1, whose product is annotated as cyclin-dependent protein serine/threonine kinase inhibiting protein FAR1. The record is from RefSeq and is a predicted model, not a curated record. The transcript has a single exon. NCBI's taxonomy places the organism in Eukaryota, Fungi, Ascomycota, Saccharomycetes, Saccharomycodales, Saccharomycodaceae. Bases 1 to 3603 code for a protein of 1200 amino acids.